AUGAACAUCAUGACGCCGUCGGGUGAGAUCGAAAAUAUAUCGAUGAAGUACUUUACAUGAAAUCCAAAACUUACCAAAGUCAGAGGAAAAAAAACAUCCUUCAGCCGUAACGGGGACUUCCUGACGAUGCUUUUUUUCUGAAGGAAGCUUUUUUGAGGAAAAAAGUCGAAAAUACUUACUAAUUCAACUGGAGUCGUUCUUUCAGCCUCACGGAAAGAGAAGUUCAGCAUGAAAACAUUAAGCUUUUAGAGCGGUUGAUCAUCCACGAAACUAAAUCGAGAAAAUAAUUCGAAUUUUCUUAUUUACUAACCUUUCAAGCUGUUGUUUUUUAAACCUGAAACCUUCCGUCGCAUCACAUUUACUGAGCUCUACCCAAAUAAAACAAAGGUUUAUAUUAUAAUAAUUUUCUGACUUUUUAAACUUCUUUUCAACUAAAGUCUGUUCUUUUGUUUCGUUUUAAGGAGGAUUCGUGCCUUUGCUGCAAAAACUCCAGAUGUAAAAAAACUAUCUUAUAAAUUUAAUUGUCCUGCAAAAAAAUCGCGUUUCUUUCUUUGAACGACCUACGCAACCUACAGUUUUUCUACUUCUAUAGACAGCUUUUUUUGAAUUUUUUUACAGAAAAAAAAUGAAAUCAAGAAAAAAAUUGCUUGUUACAUCAAAACUGCAUUGCGGCAUCGCUUCUGCGCUAGUUUGGACAAAACAGGAAACGAACACUGAAAAAAAUCGUGAAAUCAGCAAAAAAAUCAAAUAGAAAAAAACAAAAAAAGACAAAAAAAACGCGAGUCCCAAAAAUUUUUAGAUCGAAAUAUAAAAUACAGUAAUAAAAAGCAAAUUCGCGCUAUUGGUUAUGUCGCCAGAGAAUCGCCAGGAAACCGCCACAAAUUUGAUGGGCGCGAGCUCGCGAAAUGACUUUUUCUGGCGGAUAGCUGGCGCCUGGGGUCAGAGAUAAGGUCUUCAACUAAACAAGAAGCUCACCUAACUCAAAAUGCUUUCAUUGAUACCUUCAAAAAGCCUAUAACUAGCCAAGGGGUUCACCUAACUAAGACUGCACACUAAAAACCACAAAGCUCGAUUUUUUCUUGCAAGAUGACACAUGACUGGGCAGCGGCCCAUUUUCUAAAGGGUCCAAGCUUCCAGGCUGGCUCACGAAGACCUGCUGACGGCGGUCCGAGCGCCGGCACGGAUCCACUACAACGGGACCGUGGUCGCCUCCCAUCCGGCGGUCCACACGGUCAGCUGCGAGAUCAACAUCAAGCAAUUCCCUCUGGACGAUCAACGGUGUGCUAUUGAGGUGGGGAUAAUGGAAAUGAGCUUUUCACGGGAAUUUUUGGAUUUAAUUCGGAAGAGAGCACAAAAUGGCCUAUUUAAACGCAUUCUGAAGGUUUCUCUGACGUUCCUCAAAAACUAGAAAGGGUUGAGGGUUUCUAGGAAAUUCCAAAUCUCAAAGUAAAAUGACCUCCGGGAACUUUGAGCCUUAUAGUGAUCACUUAAGAAGUGUCUCUAGAAAAAGCAGACAUUUCCUAGAUAUUGGAAAGAUGUCUGAUUAGGCAUAACGAACUUUUUCAAUAAUUCUUUAGUGUUUAUGUAGUAGAUGCGCCGUAGCGCACCAGGUUGUGUGCCCUUUUUAGUCCACAGGGUCACGGGUUCGAUCCCCGCCGCGGUCCAACCAAGGGGUUUUUAAGAAAUAAUGAUAGCCGUUAUGGCUGAAUCACGCCCAGCUUGGGACGCUCAGAGGGCGUGUCCUGUCUGCGCUCUCCACGAGCCAGGCGCUAUCUCGUGCAUUAUCGUGUCAGGACCAUUUUUUCGAUGGCUCAAGCCAGCCGUGAUUCAGCUAUUCACACAAGGACGAUUAUGCCACUAAAGGCAGUUCACUGAUUAUCACUGAUAUCAGGAUUGGAUUUGGGACCGAUAAAGCGUUAAAAUGGCAUGAAAAGAACAAGAUGAAGUAAAUAAAGAAUAUUGACAACCAUGGAAAGAUGACUUGCAGCCAGUUUUUUCAGAAAGUCCUUCUUCAGGUAGUCUCCUGGGCCUAUGGUCAGGAAAAAAUCAGGCUUCACGCCAUGACGGACCAUUCUCUGGAGCACUAUAAGAAAAAUGAAGAAUGGCAUUUGUUGAGCAUCAACGUCAGCGAGGCGCGAUACGAUCACGAAGGAAUCAGUGUGAGUUUUUUUUUCCUUGAAUUCCACAAAGGUACACACAAAUUGAGCCCUCAUUACGCUUUUUUUUCCUUGUAUACAAUGAUAGGGUUCAAGUAUGAGCUCACAAACGUCAAUUUUUACAAAAUAACUAUCAUAUUGUGCGGAAAGCUCCAGUGGCCACUUAAGUGGUUUUUCAAGGAAUCUUUAGAGAGAACACUGAAGUGGUCACUAAAACGACGUUCAUUGAAGCCAUUAGUUUGCGUCUUAGUGACCACUACAGUAGUUUUGAUGGUCUAGUAGUACAAUUUAAGAUCCUAAUAAGCCUCUAAAUUCCAGACACUUAAGUGGCCAUUGAUUCGACUACAAUAGUGGCUACUAAAACGGCAAAACCCUAAAGUGACCACUAAAAAAUUUUCACAGUUCUUCAAGAGCUUGAGAAAAAUCAAAAGUCGUGGUAAAACCAUGAAAACCGGUGUUUUUUCAACAUAAAGUUCACGAAAAAGUAAGAUUUUAGUUUGAAAAUAAUUCAAGCCAAACAAGUCCAAUGUGAAAGUUCCAAAAAAUAAUAAAUGUUAGACUUAAAAUAUACUAGAAUCAUUGUUUCAAAUACUUGCAUAGUAGUCCAGUCAACCCGCAAAAAUUAGAGUUGAAAAAAAUGGAAGCUUAAAUUAUCCCAAUCAAGAUAAUUUCUCCUACUUCUACCUUUUAUCAUCGUUUUUUUUCAGUUAUCAGCUUCAAAAAAGCUUUUGUUCUGUCGCCUCACUGCCCAAAUUCCACUUAAUCCCAAGCUUUUCAGGUAUCCGAGGUGAAAUUCGAAGUUUCCUUGAAAAGAAGGCCGCUUUUCUACAUGGUCACGCUGACUUUCCCGUCCUAUGUAAUGUGCGCGAUUUCUGUUGUUGGACUUUUCGCCCGAUUUUCAACUACUGGUGAAAGAGAGGUUUGUAAGCUUCCUAAUUCUACGAGGUAGCGGAAUUAAUGACUCAUCUAAAUCAUCAUAAUCAGUUUUUCAUAUUCCAUAAUUUAUUGGCGUCCAACUUUCUUCUCAUCAUCUUGCCUGCAAAGAAAAAAAAAACGUAAAAAAGGAGCGCACCUUCAAUUCGAAGCACAGAUUCCAAAUUGAUAAUCGCUGUUGGAAAACUGAAAACUGAAAAACUAUUGAAAAGAAUAGUUGUUGAAAAAUUACCAAAGAUAAUCUGUAGACGUGUAGAAGUUUCUUCGUAGAGCGGCGAAGGUUUUUUUCUGUAAUCAAGUUAAUUAUAAAAUAAAAAUUCCAAAAAGGGAAAAAGCCGAAAUUUGAGAGAAAGGAAAAAAAUUAAAACCACUUUCCAUCAAUUUCGUCGCGUGCUUGCGGAAUGGAAACCUACAGUACAGAGCAAAAAAAAACAGUUUUUCGAUCCGUUUUUGAGAAUUUUUUAGUCGAUUAUUGUUUUUCAUGUUUUUUUUUUCGACAAGGAUCGGAACAAAGAUUUUAUAAUCUAAAAAGAACCGAAUUUGAACAGAGUUUAUUAGAAAUUAAAUGUAAGACGGUAUUCACAUCUUUUGAUAUUUUUUUAGCGUCCUUUUUUUGAAUCUCGUUGUCUUCAUAUAGUUUAUGUAACAAUUUUUUUCUAGUCGAAUAUCAAGUUUUUUUACGACAAAAAAAUUAUGUUUUUUUGCUCAUUUUUUUCACUUAAAGUUUAACAAAAAAACUAUGAUUUCAGAGGUAAAAAGUCAAGUCAGUUCAAGAAAAUCAUUUCGGUGAAAAAUUUUUUUCAAAUGAAAUUUUAAAUUUUUUUUGAAGCCCGGCCCGAGCCCACGCGGGCUUUUUCCUGAAAAUAAGGCCCAAAGCCGCCCGGCCUGACGCACAAGUCGGCGAAAAACCGAAAAUUGUCAUUGGAGCGCACUUGAGCCAUUGGAGCGCACUUUAACUUUGGGCUGUUUUUGCAAAAAAUUUUGGCACUUGCACCAAAUUUUCUAAAAGUCCGAAUUUUUAUAGACUUUCCAGCGGAGCAAAAUUUAUCAUCUUUCUAGUUUAUUUUUACUGAAAAUAUCGAAUUUAUGUAGCUUAUAUCGGUUAAAUGCGAGAGUAAGCUGAAAAUUGUCAUUGGAGCGCACUUGAGCCUAACUUUACUAAAUUUCAGCGUUUACUGCGUUUAAAAAUGAAUGUUUUUUGCAGAAAUUUUGGCACUUGCCGCAAAUUUUUUAAAGGUUCGAACUUUUAUAGGCUUUUCAGCGAAGCAAACUUUAUUUUUACUGAAAAAAUCGAAUAUAUGAAGCUUAGAUCCUUUAAAUGCGAGAGUUAGUUGCCUUUUUUCAGUUUUUCGUAGCUUGUUCGGAGCCAUCAUUUCAGUUUUUCAGUAAAAGGAAAAUCACGCUACCUUUUUUUCAGUUCAAAGACCACAUAAAAUCUAAAUAGAAAGUCGUUUCCAACGGCUGGUCAGAAAACCUCGUGCAACUCAGAGAGAAAAAAAAAGAAAAUAGAUUCGCAAAGCGGCGGCUGAGCUAGGUCAUAAAUUGGCAAAUGUGACGACUCGAGGCUCCGAUAAUCGACCGAUCAUCGCUUCGCAAAGCUCAAAAUAACGUUUAUUUUAGCUGGUUUGAAGAGGGAACCCUAUAAUGUAGUUUAGAAUGGAAAAAAAAAUAUUUUUGAGAACAAAAUGGCCUUUCAGUUUAAAGCGUCUAAGAGAUUUUGGAAAUUUUCUAUCAAUUUUGAAGCAAAGCUGAAGUUUCCACUAGAAAAUCUGCUAAGAAUUGGUUUUUUCCAAACUUUUCUUAUAUACCAUCCUACAUCUCAGAAGCUCAUGCUCAAAAAAGCGCCUCAGUAUGAGCUGGACUAGACUAUAGUGACCAAAGUGCGGAAGAUUCUGGAGUCCAAAAGUCAAGAAAAGCUUUCAUUUACAUUUCUCAGAAGCCCUUAGAAGUAGGCUGAACUUUAUAAUCCCUUCUGCUUGAUAAAUUGAAAAUAAAGAAUUUUUUAAGAGAGGCUGGAUAAGAUUUUUAGGGUUAACCGAACUCACCCAGCUCCUCAGAUGCCUUUUUCAAACUCUCAUGCUUUACAGUGCUCUAGAGCUUCCUGAGAGUCCAACUCAAUAAAUAAUUAUUUCAGUAUGAGCUGGACUAACUAGACUGUAGUGACCAAAGUGGGGAAUGUUCUGGAGAUCUCGCCGAUCUUCUCAGAAUGCCUCAGAAACAUGCUGUAGACCCUUUGAAACUCCUUUUCGCUUGCUCAGAAAAAGUGAUUUGGUAAGAGCUGGACCAGGUUCUUAGUUUUAAUCGAAGCCCACCGACUUUUUUUUUCUUCAAUCUCUCUCGCUUCCUAGUGCUUUCUAGCGCUCGAAUAGUCUGACUCAACUUCUUUCAGUACGAGCUGGACCAGGUUCUUAGUGUGAACCGAACUCCCAUAGCUCCUCAGAAGGCCUAUCGGCUUUUUUUUUCAGUCUUAACCGAACUACCAUAGCUCUUCAGAAGUCACCGACCUUUUUUUCUCCAAACUCUCUCGCUUCCUAGUGCUCUCUAGCUUCCAAAGAGUCCAACUCAACUUCUUUCAGUACGAGCUGGACCAGAUUAUUAGUGUUAACCGACCUUAUCUAGUUACUCCAAAGACCACCCCGGCCUUUUUUUCCAAACUCUCUCGCUUUUUAGUGCACUCUAGCUCCCUAAGGGUCCAACUCAACUUCUUUCAGUUUGAGCUGGACCAGGUUCUUAAUGUUAACCGAACCCACAUAGCUCUUCAGAAGUCACCGACCUUUUUUUUCUCUAAACUCUCUUCCUUCAAAAAAUAAUGAAUCCUUUUUUUCAGUACGAGCUGGACGAGAUGGAGCUCCAAGAGAGCAGCAUGGAGAUUCUGAAGCGGAAGACGACCAACGGCUACGUGCUCAUCUCCGAGCGACUCGACGUCAUCUUCAUGACAUUUUUCCUCUCGGCCGUCACGAUCCCCGUCGUCGUCCUCUUCUACCUUAGUCAGCCCUCGGCUCCCAUUGUGAUGCAACAAAAAAAAAGAAAUUUUCCCACGGGUCUCGAAACUUUUUGA
This is a messenger RNA of Caenorhabditis auriculariae, 6147 nucleotides long. The record is from the annotation of a GenBank genome assembly. Lineage: Eukaryota; Metazoa; Nematoda; Chromadorea; Rhabditida; Rhabditidae.